Molecule: messenger RNA, 1401 nt
Organism: Darwinula stevensoni
Lineage: Eukaryota; Metazoa; Arthropoda; Ostracoda; Podocopida; Darwinulidae
Source: the annotation of a GenBank genome assembly
GAUAAACGACGAACAUGGCUGAGGAGGCUUCUUGUAGACCGGAACGGGGGUCCUCGAGGAGGCGAAAGCCUCAUCCUUAGCCAGCAAGUAUUUCCGUCUGAGAAGAAGGAGAGACGGAAGCGCUAUUGGAAAUGCAAGGAAGUGGGAGGCGGGACGACGGGGAGCGUGAUCGCGAGUCGGCUGUCGGAGAACCCGUGGGCGAAGGUGCUGGUGAUCGAGGCCGGCUCGGACGGGUCCAAGCUCUCCCUGAUACCUCCCUUCGCCUCUUUCAUGUGGUGGUUCACCAAGUUCGACUAUGCCUACUCCAGUGAGCCUCAGGAGGAUUCCUGCCUCGCGCUCAAGGAAGGGCGAUGCCGCUGGUUCCGGGGUCGGAUGCUGGGAGGGACUUCGUCCAUGAACGGUGCCCUGUACGUCCGGGGAAACCGCAAGGACUACGACAACUGGGCCUCCCUGGGGAACCCUGGCUGGUCCUUCAACGACCUCCUCCCGCUUUUCAAGCGGGCUGAGAACUUUCUCAUCGAGGAUAUUCCUGAUGCGGAUGUCGCUUAUCACGGAACCGACGGAUAUUUCCCCGUCUCCCACACGUACAUCACGCACGUCCUGCCUGCAUUCAUCGAGGCCGGCCAGAGCGCCGGCUUUCCCUAUAAUGAAGACUACAACGGCGCAUUUCAGAAAGGUAAUGCCUCGUCGGACGACGUCACGCUUUAUAAAAGUCGAGAUGGUGCCACUAUCAUCCCAGGUGGCAGCACCAUCGCUUGGAUCGCUGGAUCGGACAGGGUCCACGACGGGAACCUGUCUCGGUCCGAUGUUCAGGAAGAGCUUGCUCAGCGUGGUUUCAGCCAGGUGCAAGUGGCGGCCAAGAGAGGAAUCCGAUACAGCACGGCCAGGGCGUAUCUGACGCCUGUGAAGCGCCGCAGGAACCUCCACGUCGUCCUCAAUACCCCCGUUGCCAAGAUCGUGAUAGAUGAGUCGACGAAGACAGCGAAGGGGAUCGAGUUCCUGGCUGUGGACGGUUCCAAGCGUUUCGUAUCGGCAACGAAGGAGGUGAUCCUGUCGGCUGGGGCUGUCGCCUCUCCUCAGAUCCUCAUGCUCUCCGGCAUCGGACCCAAAGACGAACUCGACCGGUAUCAGAUCCGGUCUCUGGUGAACCUUCCUGUGGGAGAGAACCUUCAGAGCCACGCAGGCCCCGGGGGACUCUACUUCAGCUUCACCCAGAAGGAAGGCUACUACGUCCCGCAGAUUCUCACGGUCGAUCUCAUCCCCAGCGUCCUCAACUACCUCCUGAAGGGCCAAGGUAGAUCUGUCGGUCAUGACUAUCGAUCUCAAGUAUUAUUCUCUGGAAAGAAUCGCAUAAGCCACUCAGAUUCCAACUCUGCACAACAAGAAUAUAUUAAGGGCUAA